CUAUGGUACAUCACCUGAGUUGUGGGGUAAAUGUAGAGAGUGUCAAUCAAAGGCAGAGCUCAGAGCUGGGAAGGAGCUCUAGAUGGCGGCUGUGCCUUAGAGAGAGCGCGCUGAGCUCCGUGCCUUCCCAACACUUUACGCAACUUUCCCUAACUUUUGGGCAGCCUCAGGGGGCCCCCAGAGCCCCUUACCUGUUCUAGGCACGAAUCGGGGGCUAACUGAGCCUUUUUCGGGCAGAAAAGCAGCUUUUGGAGGCUCUCUUUUCGUGCCUUGCUGGAAAGAAGAAGCCGUGGAGAGAGCCCAGGUCGUUGUUUUUCCAGCUUAGAAGCCAUGGCGUACCUCCAUUUUUGUGCGCUCUCCUAAUGAGCUUUUCCCCCGGACAUUUUUUGUACUAAUUAUCGCUGCUUUUGCUUUCACAGCAGUAUAUUUUUGGGGAUUAGAAUCUAUUUAUUUUUUAUUAUCUAAAAAUAUAUCGUUGUCGUUUUACCUCCAAAUAUUUUGCAUCUGAUGUUUUUCCACUACCCGAAACUAAUAUCGGCUUGGUCCUGGCGGUGGUGCAUGGAUCAGCGUCAGGACUUUGUUCUUGAUAACGAAAGCCAAUGAAACAAACUGGGACCUUACCUUUCUUUCAACUUUUGACAGUAAAUACCUGGGCACAGGACAUCAAAGCAAACACAGAUACCCCCCUUUAAUAUUUAAGAAUUAAAAGAUGAUGAGAAAUGAGGACAAAAGCCAAGGAGAGGAGGGUUCAGUACACAGCAAUGCAUCGAGUCACUCAGCAUCUGAAGAGGCCUCUGGCUCCGACUCUGCAAGCCAAUCUGAAAGCGAGCAGGGGAGCGAACAGGGCAGUGAGCAUGGCAGUGAGACAAACAGCAGCUCAGAGUCCUCCGAAAGCCAGUCUGAAUCUGAAAGCGAGUCAACAGGUUCGAAAUCCCAGCAGACCCCACCUGAAACCAAAGAAAAACCAGCCAGCAAGAAGGAAAGGAUAGCAGAUGUAAAAAAGAUGUGGGAAGAAUAUCCUGAUGUUUAUGGGGUUAGGAGAUCAAACCGAAGCAGACAAGAACCAUCGCGAUUUAAUAUAAAAGAAGAGGCAAGUAGUGAAUCUGAAAAUGAGAGCCCAAAAAGAAGAGGCCAGAAGCAAAUGAGAAAACCAGGUAAAUGGAAAAGGGAGGCUUCUGGGGAAGAGGAGGAUGAAAAUGGUGGGGAGCAAGGCUCCAGUGCAGAUAGUGAACCAGAACAGAAGAAAGUUAAAGCCAGGAGACCAGUCCUGAGAAGAGCAGUGGUCAAAGCCAGUGUUAAAAAGCCCCACAAGCCCCAACGUGGUAAGAGGAGAAAGAAACAAGACUCGUCUGAAGAUGAAGAUGAUGAUGAAGAUGAUGAGACUCCCAAAAGGCAAACACGGCGCAGAGCGGCCAAAAAUGUCAGUUACAAAGAAGACGAUGAUUUUGAGACGGAUUCCGAUGACCUGAUUGAGAUGACUGGGGAAGGGGCCGAUGAACAGCAGGACAACAGCGAGACCAUUGAGAAAGUCAUGGACGUCAGGGUUGGAAAGAAAGGAGCCACUGGUGCUUCUACCACUGUGUAUGAGACUGAAGCCAACGGUAACCCCAGCGCUGACUUUGACCCAGAAAAGGAUGAGGGAGAGGUUCAAUACUUGAUCAAGUGGAAGAGCUGGUCGUACAUUCACAGCACAUGGGAGAGCGAAGAGUCCCUGCAGCAGCAGAAGGUGAAGGGCCUGAAAAAAUUAGAGAACUUCAAGAAAAAAGAGGAUGAAAUCAAACAAUGGCUAGCCAAGGUAACUCCUGAAGACGUGGAAUACUUCAGCUGUCAACAGGAGCUCGCUGCAGAGUUGAACAAACAGUAUCAGAUAGUGGAGAGAGUGAUUGCUGUGAAGACCAGCAAGUCUGCAAUGGGACAUUCUGAGUUCCCAGCUCACAGUCGGAAAUUGUCCUCUAAUGAGCCCGAAUAUCUGUGCAAGUGGAUGGGGUUGCCGUAUGCAGAGUGCAGCUGGGAAGAUGAGGCCUUGAUUAGCAAGAAGUUUCAACACUGCAUUGACAGCUUCAGCCAUCGCAACAACUCCAAAACCAUUCCCACUCGGGACUGCAAGGUGUUGAAGCAGAGACCCAGGUUUGUUGCUUUGAAGAAACAGCCUUCUUACAUUGGUGGCGAGAACCUGGAGCUCCGAGAUUACCAGCUGGAGGGGCUCAACUGGCUUGCUCACUCGUGGUGCAAGAACAACAGCGUGAUCUUGGCUGAUGAAAUGGGCUUGGGGAAGACUAUCCAGACAAUAUCAUUCCUCUCCUAUCUCUUCUAUCAGCAUCAGCUGUAUGGCCCUUUCCUGAUAGUGGUGCCCUUGUCCACUCUGACCUCAUGGCAGAGAGAGUUUGAAAUCUGGGCACCAGAGAUUAACGUGGUCGUUUACAUAGGAGACAUGAUGAGCAGAAACACGAUCCGUGAAUAUGAGUGGAUCCAUUCUCAGACUAAAAGGCUGAAGUUCAAUGCACUUAUCACAACAUAUGAGAUCCUCCUCAAAGAUAAGACUGUUCUGGGCAGCAUUAAUUGGGCCUUUCUGGGUGUGGACGAAGCCCAUCGGUUGAAGAACGAUGACUCUUUGCUGUAUAAAACUCUGAUUGAUUUCAAGUCCAACCACAGGCUCCUGAUCACUGGGACCCCGCUUCAGAAUUCUCUCAAAGAGCUCUGGUCACUGCUGCACUUUAUCAUGCCGGAGAAGUUUGAGUUCUGGGAGGAUUUUGAAGAUGAUCAUGGGAAAGGGAGAGAGAAUGGCUACCAGAGCCUUCACAAAGUCCUGGAGCCUUUCCUUCUGCGCAGGGUGAAGAAGGAUGUGGAGAAAUCCCUGCCGGCCAAAGUGGAGCAGAUUCUCCGGGUGGAAAUGUCUGCCCUGCAGAAGCAGUAUUAUAAGUGGAUUUUGACAAGAAAUUACAAAGCUCUCUCGAAGGGGACAAGAGGAAGCACGUCUGGCUUCCUUAACAUCGUGAUGGAGCUGAAAAAGUGCUGCAACCACUGCUAUCUCAUUAAACCUCCGGAAGAAAACGAAAGGGAGACUGGCAUGGAGAUGCUGAUGUCUCUAAUCAGGAGCAGUGGAAAGCUAAUUCUCUUGGACAAACUGCUGACCAGGCUGCGUGAGAGGGGUAACAGAGUCCUGAUCUUCUCCCAGAUGGUGAGAAUGCUGGACAUCUUGGCAGAAUACUUGGCUAUCAAGCACUACCCUUUCCAGCGCUUGGACGGCUCGAUCAAAGGGGAGAUCCGAAAGCAAGCGCUGGAUCACUUCAACGCGGAAGGCUCUGAGGACUUCUGUUUCCUGCUGUCAACACGAGCUGGCGGACUGGGGAUUAACCUGGCUUCUGCAGACACUGUGGUGAUCUUUGACUCGGACUGGAACCCCCAGAAUGACUUGCAGGCUCAGGCUCGGGCUCACAGAAUUGGACAGAAGAAACAGGUGAACAUUUACCGCUUAGUCACAAAGGGGACAGUGGAAGAGGAGAUCAUCGAAAGGGCCAAGAAAAAGAUGGUGUUGGAUCAUCUGGUGAUCCAGCGUAUGGACACCACAGGCCGUACUGUACUGGAUAACAAUUCUGGGAGAUCCAACUCAAAUCCUUUCAACAAAGAGGAGCUGACAGCUAUUCUGAAGUUUGGAGCUGAGGAUCUCUUCAAGGAGAUUGAAGGGGAAGAAUCGGAGCCACAGGAAAUGGAUAUUGAUGAGAUUUUACGCUUGGCUGAAACACGAGAGAACGAAGUGUCCUCGAGCGCCACGGAUGAGCUGCUGUCUCAAUUCAAGGUAGCCAAUUUUGCAACCAUGGAGGAGGAAGAGACUGAGCUGGAUGAGAGGUCCCAGAGGGACUGGGAUGAUAUUAUUCCUGAAGAGCAAAGGAAGAAAGUGGAGGAGGAGGAACGACAGAAGGAAUUGGAAGAAAUCUAUAUGCUGCCCAGAAUUCGCAGCUCCACUAAAAAGGCUCAGGCAAAUGACAGUGAUUCUGAUGCUGAAUCCAAGAGAAGGAUACACAGGUCAUCUGGAUCAGAGAGUGAGACGGACGAUACUGACGACGAUAAAAGGCCGAAGCGCCGGGGGCGCCCACGGAGUGUUAGGAAAGACACGGUGGAAGGAUUUACUGAUGCUGAAAUCAGGAGGUUUAUCAAGGCUUAUAAGAAGUUUGGGCUUCCACUCGAACGGCUGGAGUGCAUUGCUCGCGAUGCUGAGCUGGUGGACAAGUCCAUAGCUGAUCUGAAACGUCUAGGGGAACUUAUUCACAACAGCUGUGUGUCGGCAAUGCAGGAAUACGAGGAGCAGCUGAAAGAAAACCCCGGUGAGGGGAAAGGGCCUGGGAAAAGGAGGGGUCCUACCCUCAAGAUCUCUGGUGUCCAAGUCAACGUGAAAUCCAUCAUCCAGCAUGAAGAAGAGUUUGAAAUGCUGCACAAAUCCAUUCCCACGGACCCGGAGGAGAAGAGGAAAUACUGCCUGACCUGCCGCGCCAAAGCUGCUCAUUUUGAUGUAGACUGGGGAGUGGAGGAUGAUUCUCGUUUAUUGCUGGGAAUUUAUGAACAUGGCUAUGGAAACUGGGAGCUAAUUAAAACGGACCCAGAACUGAAGUUAACUGAUAAGAUCCUACCUGUUGAGACAGAUAAGAAGCCUCAGGGAAAGCAGCUCCAGACCCGUGUCGAUUAUCUGCUGAAAUUGCUGAAGAAAGAUCUGGAGAAGAAGGAAACUGUGAAAGAUGGGGAAGAGACCAAACUGAAGAAGAGGAAACCACGCGUGAAGAAAGAGAACAAAGCUCCCAAAGUCAAAGAUGAGCAUGGAAAUGACCUGUCCUCUCCUCGACACUCGGACAACCAGUCAGAAGAGGGUGAAGUCAAGGAGGAUGGCUUGGAAAAGAGCCCAGUGAAAAAGAAACAGAAGAAGAAAGAGAACAAAGAGAACAAGGAAAAACAGUCAACCACAAAGAAAGAAAAGGAAGGCGAUAAAGAGAAAAAGAAAACAAAGGAUAAGAAAGAGAAGGCCAAAGGUAGCGAGACCAAGUCUGGAAGCAAAGGGAAGCGAUCUCAGGGUCCUGUCCACAUUACAGCAGGGAGUGAGCCCAUCCCCAUUGGAGAAGACGAGGAUGAUGACCUGGACCAGGAAACGUUCAGCAUAUGCAAAGAGAGGAUGAGGCCAGUGAAAAAGGCACUGAAGCAACUGGACAAGCCAGAUAAGGGACUGACAGUGCAAGAACAGCUGGAGCAUACUCGCAACUGCCUCCUGAAAAUUGGAGAUCGCAUCUCAGAGUGCCUUAAAGCCUACUCUGACCAGGAGCACAUCAAGCUGUGGAGAAGGAACCUGUGGAUAUUUGUGUCCAAGUUCACAGAAUUUGAUGCUAGAAAAUUGCACAAACUCUACAAAAUGGCUCACAAAAAAAGAUCGCAGGAAGAGGAGCAGGAGCAGAAGAAGAAGGAGGACAUGGCUGGCAGCAAAAGGCUAUUCCGCCCAGAGCCUUCUGGCUCCAGCCGGGAUUCCCUCAUGUCUCAGUCUCACCUGCCUCCCAACCCUCAUUCUCAGAAACUCCACCUGCCUCCCUCGCACCCUCAGCAGAUGCAUGGGCACCAGCGGGACAACUACAGCCACCCUAGCAAGAGACACUUCAGUAACGCAGAUCGAGGAGACUGGCAGAGAGAUCGGAAAUUUAACUAUGGUGGCAACAGCAACCAGGUCUGGGGUGGAGAACGGCAUCACCAGUACGAGCAGCACUGGUACAAGGAUCACCACUACGGGGAUCGUCGGUCUCGCGGCGACCCCCACCGAAGCUCCGGGAACUACCGACCAAAUAACCUCUCCCGCAAGAGGCCGUAUGAGCAGUACAACAGUGACCGAGACCACAGGGGACACCGAGAUUAUUACGACAGACACCAUCACGAUUCCAAGCGGCGAAGAUCUGAUGAGUUCAGACCCCAGAACUACCACCAGCAGGAAUUCAGAAGAAUGUCUGAUCACAGGCCACCCAUGGGAUACCACGGCCAGGGACCUUCAGACCAUUACCGGUCCUUCCAUACAGACAAAUCGGGGGAUUACAAACAGCCGCUUCCCCCUCCUCACUCCCAGCUCUCGGACCCUCGCUCACCCCCGUCUCAAAAAUCCCCUCAUGAGUCCAAGUCACCCCUGGAUCACAGGUCGCCCCUGGACAGGUCGUUAGAACAGAAAAACAAUCCAGAUUAUAACUGGAAUGUUCGAAAAACAUAAAGCGACUGGGAUCGGAGGGAGAGAGCUCAUCUGAAAUACUUGGUCUGUUGCAACAGUGGCUGCUUUUCCAACCCGGUAACCGGAGACUGAACAUGCUGCUAUCGUCUUGCUGGGUGAAGGAGGAUUUUGGGGAGUGGGCAGGGGCUCUCCCCAGCUGUUAGUUCUGGUCUGGAUUCCUUUUUCAUAUUCCCUUCUCCAGUCUGGCAUUGGAACUGGAUCCAUUGCCCACAGGGGGGGGAACAGGUGUCAUUCUUUGCUUUAGUUUUGUUUUUCAAUGAAGGCUGCAUCCGACAGACUCUUGUGAAUAUUUCACAGCUGCGGAGCUUUCCCCAGAACCAAGAACGUGGAUCGAUGCUGCUUAAGACUUUGUAGACAGCUUUGUAUGCCCAGUCUGAAGUGACGUUACGUGACACAUGCUGCUGUGGGGGGGCAUAACCCAGUCAGGCUGGGCUGUGUGUAACCAGUGUGGGGGUGGGAUGCAUUUGGAAUGGACAGGAGGGCUCUCUUAGAGAAAAUAACUGACCCUGCUCUUAUCAUGGUCCUCCGAGAGGAAGGGGGAACUCGGGGCCUCUCCAGAGUGGCUCAGAAAGGUAGGAGUGGGAAUCCAUCACUUCUCCUGUCUUUAUCCAUUUCAAGAGACUGGCUCUGCUUUGUGCACUUCAUGCGCUCUCUGCAGCACAGGCAAGGACAUGGGAAACAUUCACCUUGGUAAUCUUAAAACAGGUGGAGGUCCUCAAUAUAUGGGGAAGGGACAGAGUCCCUGAGCAGAGCCUUAAUUCCCCCUUCAAACCAGUGAGACAGGAAAUGGAAAGUUACAGGAUUUCCCAGUGGAAGGGGCUCAGGAAUCCGUAACACAAACCCUCUUGCCCCAUUUCUCGCCUGCCGCAGCUAGUAAGGAUGUUCCUUAUGUAGAACAUACUGGCUGGAAGCUGAAUGGUUUGUAGUGGAGGAAAUGGCUCUGGGGGUCAGGGAUCCUGGCUUCUAUACCCCUCUGCUGCUGACCUACUCUGACCCUGGGGCAAAUCACUUCUCUGCACUUCAGUUGCCCAACUGGAGAAUGGUGAUCCCAGUCUUUACUCCUCCUUGUAGCACAUGUUGAAAUCUAAGGGUCAGAAGCUGUAUGCUGGGCUUGGCGAGGGCACCAUGCAGAGUUAAAUGUGAAUGCAAUUGGCUGGAGUUUUCCAUGCAGAGCUCUAUCUUUGCACAAAGCAGUGAGCUGGCCACCUACCUGCCAUAGUUCCAGUGAUCUGCGCUAACUCUAUGAGGAGCGGAAAAUAGCUGUAUUGAAUGAACUUCUGUAUCUUUAAAUUGGGAACUUGCAUAAGUGUUCUGAACUUAGAUUUCUGGUGAGCAAUAGACCAAGGAGAAUCCUAAAUUCUCAGUGUUUAAAAUCCUCAUAGCAGGCCCCCCCAGUCAGUAGGUGUAUAACAAGCCCAGGAAGGGUAAGGGGAGUAGAGUGGUUUGCAGCCAAAUGAAUAGGCUUUACUGCAAACAUUCAUCAAAGUGUUAGGAUCACGGUGCGGCGUGAAGGGGUAAUGUCCAGCAGGGAGGGAUUUGCCAGAACACUUCUAGCAAGUCAGGAGUAGCCAAAGCACAGUGGCUGGCCACAUAACUUCAGCUCCAUCAUCUUUAAGAUGGAGUCAAGGCCCCACGAGACAGGCUACAGGUCCCUAAUGCCAGGCUCUGCCUUGAGGCGAGCAGCCAGGCCAUUCAGAUUAAAUUGGCACAUUUCGGGCUGGGACCUGUAGUCUAUGGGAACUGCAGCUGUGUUCUGAAGACAAGGCCAGUGGCAAACUGCUCAAUUUAAUGCAAAGGGUGCAGACCUUGGGUUCCUGAAAAGGUGGCAAGGUUACCCUCCUUUGGGCAAAAUCAGAACAUUCUUCCCUUUAAAGGCCCGAGGUGAGGUGGAUUUUUAAUUCCCUGCCUGUCUUUUACUGGUAAGUUAUCUUGAAUCUGCAGGUAUCCAGAGUAAGGACCAGAAUGGCCUGAGGGAAGAAUUUCCCCGCGGCGCUUGUAGAGGUGAACAGCCGUAGACAUCCAAACCAGCCGAGGCGCCUUCCCAAAGUGAGGGAGCUGACUUCCUUCCUGCUGCGUCUCCCUUGAUUUCCUGGAUGAAUGUAGGUCACAUUUAUUGUUGGAGACCCUGGGGCGGGUGCUUACGACAAAGGCCCUGCCUGCUUGGAGGUGAGGUUGUAAAGGCAGGUCUCGGUUGAGGCAAAGGUGUUAACUCUUCCGUUGGCAGUUUGGAAGGUACACGCAAAUCAACACUAAUAACGCCCAAGCGUCCUGUCUGCUUGGUGCUGAUGGAAUGAUCACUGUGUGCCUGAUCCAUUCUGAGCCCAUUGGUUUAAUGAGGGUAUCUCUGUCCCAUGAGAUCAUUCAAAAGCAACCAUGGUUUGCUGCAAAUGGGAACGACCGUGUGAUUCUGGGUCACAGUGACAUAUGCACAACCCGUGUACAAAAGCUUGUAUACUCGGCGGGCUGGCUGUAUCCAGCUCUUCCACACCAUUAAUUUAACCCCUUCAGUGCCAAGGAACAUGCAGAGCAUGACCUUUAUAAGAGGUCUGGCCGUGUAGCCCAGGAGGGUUGUAUGUCCUGUCAAUGGCACCCAGAGGCAUCUCAGAACUAAGCCUAAGGAGGAUUUAGGAGGCUACCGAAAUGUGGCUGUUUGGUGGCAGGGGAAAUGCUGUGCUUCCCAUUCUUUGAGCUUUCCACAAAACUAAACAGAAGCAAAAUGGCUUUGCUUGCUACAAGGGAACCAGUACUGGCAGCCUCACGCCACCAAGAAUUUCCCUGCAAUAGAAGGAAGGGAGGGAGACUAGCUGUCAUGUCUUUUCCCCCUUUGUAGCGGAGGGCAGAGAUAGUGUCUCUCCCGGCAUGUUUUCACUAAGCUGCGAUGGCAGGUGGCCGCUAUCAUGUUCACAGUGGGUCCUUUCUUUUCAAAGAGGGGUCUUGGCUUACAAUGUGAAUACUAAAUUCACCUCUUCGCCAGGAGGAGCAAAGAGAGAUUUACGUUGUUUUUCGUUCACAUUCAUGAAAUCCUAACAAAAUGUUACGUGCCAUAAAGUUGUAGCAAAAGGCAGUACUGGCCAGACCAGUGUUAAGGUUGGUGCAAAACAACCAGAAGCCCAACGAGAGGGGUUUGCUGCCUCCGCAUCGAGGGGCUUGGCGCUCAGGGGUUCCAAUCAGUAUGAAAAGUAUUUUGGUUUUUCUUCUUAAAACAGAAGGAAACAAAAAAUGCACACGUGAAAGCUUUGUCCACAUCCUUUUGAGAGUUGCACUUGGAAGUCAUGUAGGCCUGAUGCUAAAAGAAGGAUUAUUUUGAGUUCUGUCAUGGUGGGUGGAUCUUAACUGGCUUUGGUUUUACAGAAGCUGGAAAAAUCUAAUCUGAGGGAAAUAAUCCCUUUCCACAGGCGCGCACCCUCUGUCCCAAAAUAAGGGACCACAAAAUCAACCAUUGGAAAUAGGCAGUUGAAGGACAAUGGGAGUGGGAGAGGACAGCCCCACAGCCAUAAAUUUCAGUAUGGUGUUCAUGUCAACAUGUGGUGCAGCUGCUCCUAAUAAGCCAGCCAGUGAAUUGCUCUAGUCUCACUGAAGGGAAAAGUUGCAACUUCUUGGUUUGGUUUUGGUUUAUUUAAGCUGUUCUCAGAGUGACAUCACAAACCCCAUUGGAAACCAUGUAAAAAUUGAGUCACUUAUGAAUUUGCACCAGAAAACAAGUCCACAGACCAAAACCUGCUGUCCACAGGUGGUGGUGGUGCAGUGCCCAGCUGAAGUGGGUACUUUAGAGCUCUUUGAGAUCUUUACAUGAACUAUUUAAGUGAUCCACAAAAAAAAAGUACUAGUCUACUUUCAUCCAUUCCCCCCCCCACCUUCCCCUGAGCAAAGGGGGAGAAGGACUCUUACUGUAAAAUUGUGGACUUUUAAACCUGUUGACUAAAACAGUAAUUAAUAUUAAUUUAUAUUUGUGAAAAAAAUGCCACUGUCCUAGUGAUUUCUGAUGUAAAUAUGUUGUUUAUAUAGUAUGUAUUAAAUUUUCCUACACUGUAAAACUGCUGUACUUUUGAUUCUUGUAUAUUAAAAAGUGUUACUGAGAUUUUCAGAA
Molecule: messenger RNA, 10331 nt
Organism: Chrysemys picta bellii (western painted turtle)
Lineage: Eukaryota; Metazoa; Chordata; Testudines; Emydidae
Gene: CHD2
Product: chromodomain helicase DNA binding protein 2
Biological process (GO): regulation of transcription by RNA polymerase II; nucleosome organization
Cellular component (GO): nucleus; chromatin
Molecular function (GO): histone binding; DNA binding; ATP hydrolysis activity
Source: RefSeq, a predicted model, not a curated record